AUGGCGCCGAGCGUCCAGCCAGUGGUGGCAAGGAGAGCGCCAGGCAACGACGGCCGUGGCCGCGCCCAGCAAGACGCAAAAGGCAUAUGGUCGAAAGUCGCUGCUGCGAAGGCAGCGAAAGACGAUGAAGUCCGUACUCUCCUUCGAACGAAGCCGCGCGAUCGCGCGGGCGAGGUCCUGGCGGCCCAGACCGUGCACACCGCGCGCAAGUGGAGACCGGAAGGUGCCAAAUACUUUCCUUUGACGUACGGCGGAAACUUUAAGCCACCGGCUCGGGGCGAGGCGCAUCCGCAGAUGGCGGUGACAGCCAGCAGUUUCGCCUCCUCGGGAGCUACCAUGCCAAGUGAGUGCAAGUUGAAAGAGCUGUUGGACAAUUACCCGGACAAGGAAGUAAAGGCGGCGCCUGAGUCCGACGAGGAGUCAGAGGACCGUCUGGGGAUCAUCAAUGACAACAGCGCGGAGGACUUGGUCGAGGCCGUUUCGAACCUGUUCAUGCAGAUCCCUAUCGAGGCUUUCGGUGACAAUGGUCAAGGUGUGUCUCAACUUGCUCGAAAGCUCGCAGACGGUCACAAUGCCAACUUGAACAGAGAUUUCAGCCAGAAGUUCCUGCAGAUGUCGAAGAUCCAGGUGGAGGUGCAGCGGAGGAUGCGUGAGGCUCAGCUCUUCAUUGAGGAUAUGGAGGGCAUGGACAGCAGCAAGGAGGAGGUGCCAAAACGCCUGCAGCGUCGCAAGAGCUCCAUGCUGAACAACAAUAUGAUCAAGAUGAUCUCGAGCCAGCCGUCAGUGAAGUUCCAGAAAGCGCCCAGUGACGACAAGAGCCAGUCUGAGGCUGUGGCCAACCAGAUGCGAACCAUCCGCCGGAUGAUGAAUUCGCUGAACUGGCCAAACCUCCAGCACGAGUUCUCCAAGUGGGUGAAGAACUUCAUAGGUGUGGAGCAAAGCAUGCGCGAGUUCUUCCGUGUCUGUGAUGCCGAGAUGGACAGCGGAAAGGACGAGCAGGCCGAUGAUGAUCGAGACAACGUUUGCCUCGAGUUGACGGAGCAUGAGCUGAGGCUCACAGAGGGCCUGAGGAAUUACCAGACGCAGAUGCGAGCAACGCUAGAGGAGUUUUCUACACUUGCAACCAGCGAGUCCAUGAACAAGACGAACAGGAGGCUGGAUCUUGCUUUGCAGCGCAAGGCCAACGAGAAGCAAGCUCAGAUACGUCGAAUCUCCAUCCGUCGGCAGCUGACCAUGGGGGCUGGCGGCGCAUCCCCGCGCCUCUCUCGAAGCGCUUCGAGGCGCUCCUCCCGAACGUCUCAGCCAUCGCGGUCGGCUUCGCGCGUAACCUCUCGAGCUCCUUCCGCAGAGGCCUCCGAUGACAGCAACGGGGCCGCUUCCAGCAACGCUCAGCAGGUGGAAGAUCAGAGCCCCCGCUUCAGCAACGCCUCCGUCAACACCGAUGACGACUUGAAAGGAGAGUUCGACAUCGACACAUUCGAUGACGCAAGGUUUGGCCAUCUGAAGCGUAUUUUCCUCAACCACAAGUCCAAGAUCCAGGACCUCACCGGUGAGAUGAAGACCACCGACAGAAGCCUUGAGAAGGUCAUCAUGGAAUUGAAGGAGCAAGUGAAGCGCUUGAUCGAGCUCCAGGGUCUCUUCGAAAGCAAGACGAAGAAUCAACUUCGCCGCGGCUCCCUCUUCAUUCCGCGCAGGCGGGCGCUUGUGCUGAACCAGGAAGAGGCAGAAGCAAACAACUCGGAUGUGCUUGCCAACAGGAUCGUCGUUUUGCAGUCUGAGCGAGAGGAGUUGAUGAAGCAGAUCAAGGAGCUGGGGAAAGCUCUGGUUCCUGCGAAUCCACGACGUGGUGCCAUAGCCCCAGACGCUGCAGAGAUCAUGGAAGCCGUGACGAAGGUCCCAUCGUCCAGAAAGACCAGCGUGGAGGAGCCAGCAGCGAUUCCGGAGGAGCCCGUAGACAAGAAGCCCUCCAAAGGCGAAAAUGCCCUCGAAUCCAGGAUCAAGAAGCUCACCAAGGAGCUAGAGCAGAUCAAGGAGCAACUGACCCUCUCUGCCAGUCAAGUCAACGCCAAGGGUGCGCCCUUCAACCUCGGCAAGGCCGUCGCUUUUGAGAUGCAGCCGAAGGCCUUGCGGGGGCAAGGUUGUUGCAACCUGGGCUUCGAGCAGAAGUGA
Messenger RNA from Symbiodinium sp. CCMP2592, 2169 nucleotides. Lineage: Eukaryota; Dinophyceae; Suessiales; Symbiodiniaceae. The record is from the annotation of a GenBank genome assembly.